Messenger RNA from Periophthalmus magnuspinnatus, 936 nucleotides. Its product is annotated as proteasome subunit beta type-7-like. The record is from RefSeq and is a predicted model, not a curated record. Lineage: Eukaryota; Metazoa; Chordata; Actinopteri; Gobiiformes; Gobiidae. Gene Ontology annotation, cellular component: proteasome core complex.
AUGUCCCCUGACCAGUCUGAGCAGCUCACAGCGUGUGCCACUGCGAGCUCCAGACCCAACCGUCACUGUUCUGGAGAGACGGCUCCCCCUACUGCCAUCUCCACUACUGCAGACUCUUCGGGGGAGGACACUGCGCUGGGUGUCUGCAGCUUCUGCAAGUCUGGAGCCCUGAGCUUCCACCAGCACUGCAUCUGCUGCCAGGAGUGCGAGGAGCCGCUGGUGGUCUCUGUACUGUCUCCAGGGCCAAACUCUGCUCUGUGCGAGGAGCCGCUGGUGGUCUCUGUACUGUCUCCAGGGCCAAACUCUGCUCUGUGCGAGGAGCCGCUGGUGGUCUCUACUUGGUUUGCGGCUGAUGCUCAGAUCACGACGCAGAUCAUGGCGUCGAACGUGGAGUUGCACAUGCUCAACACCGGGAGGCCCCCUCUCGUCAUCAUGGUUACACGCCAGCUGCCCCCCUCUCUCUUCAGGUACCAGGGCCAUGUAGGCUCUUCCCUGAUCGUCGGGGUGGAUGUAACCGGACCUCAGCUCUACAGCGUCUAUCCCUAUGUUUCCUUUGUUGCUGUAGACUCUGGGGCUGCGACGGCCGUGUCUGUGUUUGAGGACAGGUUCAAACCAAACAUGGAGCUGAAAAAGGCGGAGCAUUUAGUACGAGAUGCCAUCGCAGCCGGUAUCUUCUGUGACCUCAGAUCUGGAAGUAACGUGGAUCUGUGCGUCAUCAUGGAGAAAGGAGUGGAAAUGAAGAGAGGUUACGAGAUAGCGGCUAAAAGAGGGCAAAGAGAGGGAGAUUAUCGGUAUAAACGCGGAACCUCGGCAGUUCUCACCAAAACCAUCACUCCUCUGAGUCUAGAACUGGUCGAAGAGUCAAUCCAGACCAUGGACCAGGACUAAACCAGGACUAAACCAGGACUAAACCAAGACUAAACCAAGACUAAACCA